Suillus bovinus is the source of this 1189-nucleotide messenger RNA. RefSeq lists its product as uncharacterized. The transcript has 6 exons. The record is from RefSeq and is a predicted model, not a curated record. The coding region runs from base 74 to 1072 and encodes 332 amino acids. Gene Ontology annotation, biological process: maturation of 5.8S rRNA from tricistronic rRNA transcript (SSU-rRNA, 5.8S rRNA, LSU-rRNA); nuclear-transcribed mRNA catabolic process, RNase MRP-dependent. Gene Ontology annotation, molecular function: rRNA primary transcript binding. Gene Ontology annotation, cellular component: ribonuclease MRP complex. Lineage: Eukaryota; Fungi; Basidiomycota; Agaricomycetes; Boletales; Suillaceae.
CUGUCACUCACAUUUUGCUUCCGGUGACUACAAAUGACUUCAGAAAACUUUGCUAAACUAUCCUAGGCUCGAAAUGGAUGCACGACGCGCGCGCAGUUGUGUUCCAACAGCUACUUCUUUUUUAGAAAGAGCCUCCCUCGACAAUUCUUUGCACUCUACUGUUGACGGCAUUCUCAAAGAUUUGAAAGCAUAUUCACGUCGGUUGCAAGCCGCUCUCGCCAGCUACAAGGAUGAAAUGCAAGUGCUUGAAAGGCUUUACUACAGAAGUAAAAAUCAACAUCGAGCGGCCUUGUUCUUCAAACGCAUCUCGGAGAUUAGACGUUAUGGUUGGCGGCUGCUAGAAGCCAAUAUGACCGAGGAUGCGAACCUCCUUAGAGCAUCAUUCUAUGGCGCCACCGUUAUUCAGAGCGAAAAACUGAUGCGAGGGUCUUGGAAUCAUAUUCCAAGUCGGUCAUAUGUAUCUUUCAUCACUGAGAGGUUUAAAGCGUAUUCUUGCUUGAUACUUAAAACAUCCGAGCGAGUUCGAGAAGCUUAUUACCAUUUCUCCCUUGCAAUGCAAUCUGGUGCAUUCAUUCACCUAAUUGUACUAUUUGCUGGACUUGCUUCGAGAAUGGCGGCUUUGUCGGCUGAAAUGGGUGAUUGUGUCCGAGACUACGAGGCUGUUUGUGAUCGCAUACUGAGUGUUAUCGAUCCGAACCACAAGCCGAGUUUCAUAGCUGGAUCGAAGACUUCCAAGACGUCGGAACGUCUUUUAUCUCGUCAGAGUGGCCAGCCGGCUCCUACCAUCGAUCCAGAUGUCCCCCCGGAGGAUUUUGGCUCUGCUAUUACCAGAGAGGAGACGCUUGACCUACCAUCAUCCACACCAGCCGAUGCUAGAGCCGUUAUGAAAAACGCUGGGAGCAUAGACUUGCAAGCUGCAGUCGUGAUAGAAAAAGUCGCUGUUGCCACAUUGUCCGCUCGAAAAGAGAAGAUUGCGACAAAACGGAAGAUAUCAUCUACUCCUGCUGGCCAAAGACAAUCGAAGAAGGUCAAGGAGAAACGAGACGAGAUCGACGAUAUAUUCGGCUUUUAGCUGGAUUUCGAUUUCUUAUGGCAUUUAAGCGAUAUAAUCCGACUUCAUUUGGAUUCCAACUUCUCUAUAACUACUCCACUUCUGUAUCUCUACGCAAAGAUAGCAGAGUUAAAGUAU